AGCUAACUCCCUGGUGCCUCUGUCUGAAAUGAACCCAGUGUGCGGCGAGGGUGGACGAGCUGCUACGCCACUGAACCGGGACAGGCAUGCGGUGCCAGUGUGCAGAGAGCGAGAAACCUGGACCAGACAGAUGGACUUCAUCAUGUCCUGCGUGGGUUUUGCUGUGGGCUUGGGCAACGUGUGGCGCUUCCCUUACCUUUGCUACAAGAACGGAGGAGGUGUGUUCCUCAUCCCGUACUUGCUGAUCGUGUUCAUCGGGGGCAUCCCCGUCUUCUUCCUGGAAAUCGCUUUGGGGCAGUUCAUGAAGCAGGGCGGCGUUUCCGCCUGGAACAUCGCACCUCUUUUCAAAGGUCUGGGCUGGGCUUCAAUGGUGAUUGUGUUCUUCUGCAAUACCUACUACAUCAUGAUUCUGGUGUGGGGUCUCUACUUUCUGGUCAAUUCUUUCACCAACCCGCUGCCGUGGGCCACCUGCGGACACCCUUGGAACACCCCCAACUGCAGAGUAGACUUCUACCUCAACUGCCACAACAACAGCGCCGCCUCAUCUGCCACUCAAAACCAACUGCCGUCCAACAGCAGCUGCGUGGAGACGGCGGGCAUGCGCUCUCCAGUCAUCGAGUUCUGGGAGCAUAAAGUUCUCCAUCUGUCUGGUGGGCUAGAUGAGAUUGGUAAAAUCAACUGGGAGGUGGCGCUGUGCCUCGUCGCCACCUGGGUCAUUGUUUACUUCUGCGUAUGGAAAGGUGUUAAAUCCACAGGAAAGGUUGUAUAUUUCACGGCCCUGUUCCCGUAUGUGGUUCUGGUUAUUCUUUUGGCACAUGCUGUAACACUACCUGGGGCAUUAGAUGGGAUUGUAUACUACCUGAAACCAGAUUGGUCCAAAUUGGGAGAAGCACAGGUGUGGAUUGAUGCCGGUACCCAGAUUUUCUUCUCCUAUGCCAUCGGACUGGGCGCCCUGACCGCACUGGGCAGCUACAACCGCUUCCAUUACAACUGUUACCAGGAUGCGUUUGUUCUGGCGGUCAUCAACAGCGGAACCAGUUUCUUUGCGGGCUUUGUUGUAUUCUCUGUGUUGGGCUUCAUGGCUGCAGAGCAAGGCGUGGACAUCAGUAAGGUAGCCGAAAGCGGACCAGGCUUGGCCUUUAUAGCCUACCCCAAGGCUGUGACUUUGAUGCCCCUAGCACCAUUCUGGGCAGCGCUCUUCUUCUUUAUGUUACUUGUACUUGGCCUGGACAGUCAGUUUGUCGGGGUGGAGGGUUUAAUAACCGGAAUCCUGGACAUGCUUCCCCAUGAGUUAGCCCUAGAGUGGUUGCAGCGAGAGGUGGUCGCAGCCAUCUGCUGUGUCGUCUGCGUCCUCAUUGACAUCUCAAUGAUCACCGAGGGAGGGAUGUACGUGUUCCAGUUGUUUGACUACUACUCUGCCAGUGGCAUCACUCUGCUGUGGCAGGCUUUCUGGGAGUGUGUGGUGAUCGCUUGGGUCUACGGCGCAGACCGUUUCAUGGAGGAUGUGGCUCGUAUGAUUGGCUAUCAGCCCCUUACCUACAUGAAGUGGUGCUGGUCUUACAUCACACCCCUUGUCUGUGUGGGAGUUUUUCUGUUCCACGUGUUGAACUACAAGCCCCUAACCUACAACAAUGUGUACACAUACCCAUUAUGGGGCGAAUUGUUUGGCUGGGCAUUGGCCCUUUCCUCCAUGCUUUGUAUCCCACUCACUGUUAUUUUCAAGCUGCUGUGCUCAAAAGGAUCACUGCGGGAGCGAUGGAACCGCCUCAUAACCCCUCAAUGGGGCAGACAUCAUCUGGAGUAUCUCAUCCCAGAGAAUGAGGCCAAACUGCUGCAGGCAAGAUCCCUGAAUGUCAUGGAAACUGCCGCCUGAUACUCAAAGACCAAUGAUGCACAA
This is a messenger RNA of Phycodurus eques (leafy seadragon), 1897 nucleotides long. RefSeq names its product sodium- and chloride-dependent creatine transporter 1-like. The transcript is spliced from 13 exons. Gene Ontology annotation, biological process: sodium ion transmembrane transport. NCBI's taxonomy places the organism in Eukaryota, Metazoa, Chordata, Actinopteri, Syngnathiformes, Syngnathidae. The record is from RefSeq and is a predicted model, not a curated record. The coding region runs from base 29 to 1873 and encodes 614 amino acids. Gene Ontology annotation, cellular component: membrane.